AUGGACAUCACCGGGUGUCCUUCUGUCUCCAUCGGCAUCCUCCACGAAGGCAAGAUCAUCCUCCAGCACAGCCAAGGAUUCGCAGGUGGGAACGCAAACUAUGUCCCGGUCAACAAUUCAACUCUCUACAUGAUCGGAUCACUCACCAAGGCCUUCAUCGCGGCGUCCUGUGGUAUGCUCGUGGACGAAGGCAAACUGAGCUGGACCGAACCGCUAUCCGCAUACAUACCCUUUACCCAGAACAAAGAUCCUGUCAUAGGCGAGCGUAUGAGUCUAUCAGAAGCCCUCUUUCAUUCCAGCGGAUUUCCACAGCUCGACAUCGCGUGGUAUGGCGCAGCAGGCGCAGAACUGCUUCUUCCAGGAGAUUUAUUACAUGUCACUGCCAACAUGCCAGUUCACGACACCUUUCGCACCGGAUUCCAUUACUCCAACUGGCCUUACGCUCUGGUGGGUAAGGUGAUUGAAGCGGUAGGUGGCGAGGAUGCCGUGGAUGGCUGGGGAGGGUUCGUCAAGAAGAGAAUCUUUGAGCCUCUCGGAAUGAGUAGAUCGACGUGUUCUCGAUGGAAAGUCGAGGGUGGAAAUCUGGCUGAGGGGCAUACGGUCUUGCACGACAGGCGGCCAGUACGUUUACGAAUGCCUCAAGUUUCAGACAAGACCAUUUGUGGAGCUGCAAUGGCGAUUUGGUCGAACGUUCCGGAAAUGCUCAUCUGGUCGCAAGCAGUAAUGGAACGGUUGGAAGAAGAGGAGACGGAGAAGGGCACCAUUGAGGCCAUUCAAGGAUUGAGUCUCAACACGGAACAAUGCGAAGCAGUACACCACGACGACCAUACUGACGCGCAAAGCAUAUCGACAAACCCGCUAAGACAAAUCAGCCAAAUCACGUCUCGCAAGAUACCCGUUACGGACGAUACCAUCAACGAGAGCUCGUACGCAUUUGGAUGGGCAAGACACAUGAUUCCCUCGACACAACUUGGGUGGUUAUCUACCAACGGCCCACAGAGAGACGAUAUCAUCGGGCGAGACUCGCAGCCACGGCUAACACUAUAUCAUGGAGGCCAGGUGACCGGAUAUCUCAACUCCAUCUAUCUGUUUCCGGAGACCAAAUCCGCUGUGGUCGUCCUGACCAACGCGCAGAGUGCUGGAGACUGCUCUGAUCUUGUUGCUCAAAUGUUCGUCCAAUCACUCUUCGAUAUGACGCCGAAAGUGGAUUUCGGAAUCAGGGCGGAGAAGCUAUCUACCAGUAGUCUGAACCGAUAUACCAAGAUGAAAGACGAUUUGCAGAAGAACCGCAUGUUAAAUACGCCACGUCCCCGUCUCGAAAGCCUUGAGGGGACGUACCAGAACGAAGACAUAAAGGGGCGAAUUGAUGUGUACAAGGUGAGCGAAGAUCAAUUGGAGAUGAAGCGGAAUACCAUGGAUUCGCAGUGCCAUCUUCUGGAACACUACCAGUCCCACACGUUUAGCUUUCUGCCUGGAUCGAGGGACGAGAUGGAGACAAGAUGUCUAGUGGAUUACUCGGUAUACAAGCAAUUCCUCUUGUCGUUUGUGGGCGAUGAGGAAGGUUCGGUUAUUGGUUUGGACUGGGUGAUGCAGGAGGGAUUAAAACCGUUGCGUUAUAAUCGCGAGAAGACCGCACCUCCCAUAGGCCCCUCUAUUGUGGAAGUCCCCGUUCGACGAUGA
This is a messenger RNA of Alternaria ventricosa, 1680 nucleotides long. RefSeq lists its product as uncharacterized. Bases 1 to 1680 code for a protein of 559 amino acids. Lineage: Eukaryota; Fungi; Ascomycota; Dothideomycetes; Pleosporales; Pleosporaceae. The transcript has a single exon. The record is from RefSeq and is a predicted model, not a curated record.